Messenger RNA from Colias croceus (clouded yellow), 4107 nucleotides. It is a transcript of the gene mio, whose product is annotated as GATOR complex protein MIOS-B. Gene Ontology annotation, cellular component: cytoplasm. The transcript has 14 exons. The coding region runs from base 144 to 2852 and encodes 902 amino acids. Lineage: Eukaryota; Metazoa; Arthropoda; Insecta; Lepidoptera; Pieridae. Gene Ontology annotation, molecular function: protein binding. Gene Ontology annotation, biological process: cellular response to amino acid starvation; positive regulation of TORC1 signaling. The record is from RefSeq and is a predicted model, not a curated record.
CACUGUGAUCUGUGCACUGUGAAUGUUUUUAUUCAGAUUUCAGAUAAAAAUAUAACAUAAAACAAAAGUUGUUUAAAUAAAAUGAAUAAAAUAUAAUUUUGUGUACAAUAUAAAGAGCUGCAGAUACAUAAAUUAAAUUAUUAAUGGAUAACAUGUCGACCGGCAAAAUAGAUAUAAUAUGGUCACCAGUACACCACGACAAAUUCAUUGUUUGGGGUCAAGAUAUAACCCUUUAUGAGGAGGCACGAAUUAAAGAUAUAGAAAAGAAAACAUAUACACCAAUCUCAUCAACUCGGGGAGCUGUUGUAGUCGCAACUCACAAUGCAAAUGGUGUGAGAUGUGUGGAUGUCAGUGCUAUCACCGACCAGCCAGACCCUAUCCUUGCACUCGGCCAUGCCAAUGGAAAGAUUCUGUUGACCAGCCUCAAACAGGCGUACGAUCCGUUAGGCCUUGUUGGCAGAGAGUUUUCGGCGCGAUACCCGCGCGCGUGCAACACGCUAGCAUGGAGCCACAUGGAUCCACACCUACUGGCAGUGGGCAUGGACAAGCACCGCUCUGACAGCUGCAUCCUGCUGUGGGACAUGCAGACAUGUGGCACUGAGGAGUUCAAUGGAGAGAGUUCGUCCCCGCCGACGGGCGAGACGUCCCGGCCGGUGGUGGAGCUGUGCGCGGGCGAGGCUGCGCACGCGGUCGCGUGGUGCGGGUUCGCGCCGCGCACAUUACUAGCUUCUAUGAACUUGAAGCAUAUCAAGAUAUUUGAUUUAAGAGAGCCCGGUGGCAAAGCGGCUGGCACAGCCGCGACGCGGCAGUGCCUGGGCGUGUGCGCGGAGGCGCAGGGCUACCAGCUGGCGUCGCGCGGCGACAGCGCCGUGUGCGUGUGGGACGCGCGCGCGCUCGCGGCGCCGCUGCUCACGCUGCCGCAGCCGCGCCCGCUGCGCAAGAUCCAGUGGUGCCCCACCAGGCGCAACUUGUUACUAUCCCUGCAGCGCGACUCAAAUACGCUCCGGCUGCACGACAUUCAACAGGCUAAUGAUUACAAAUCACAACAAAGUUUCGACAGUGCUUCGUCCGCGUCGAGCGCGCUGGAGGAGAGCGAGGGUGGUGCGGGCGCGGGGGCGGGCGGCGGGCGCAGCGCGGUGGAGCGCGACGUGGCGCCGGCCGCGCAGCCGCUGCUCGCCUUCGCCUGCCACCCGGACCACCGCGCGCGGCUCAUCGCACUCACGGCUACGGGUAGCAUGGUGGAGUACCGCAUCAGCGAGCGCGUGACGGUGUCGUGGGGUGCAAGUGGAGCGCUGGCGUGGGCGGGCGGUGGAGCCCUGCGCGCGCUUCGCCCUAAAACGCGCAAUCAGGGCACUGACCUAUCGGACCUCAUGAAACGCCGCGCUACUACUGAUUAUGGCCUUAAGGCGGAUCUGUGGCAGAACGCGGAGCUGGCGGAAGAUGAGGCGUUGAGUGGUCUCUGGCAUUUUCUAGCGCUUAGCAAAUCGCUCGUUGAAGAUGGCUGCAUCCGCAACAGCCCGUGGAAGCACCCGGGCGUGCGCACGGUGCUGCGUGGCGGUGGGGGUGCGGGGGGUGCGGGGGGCGCGGAGUACCGCUCGGAGGCCGUGCCGUCGCUGCUGGCCGACGUGGCCAGCCGCAAGGUGGUGGUGUUCCGCAGCGCCGAGCGCACGCGCGCGCUGCAGCUGUGCGGCUGGGGCUGGGGCUGGGAGAACGCGGCGGCCGGCGUGGAGCGCGCCGAGGCGGAGGGCACGCCGUGCCGCGCCGCCGCGCUGGCCGCCUUCCACCUGCGCGCGCGCACCGCGCUCGACGUGCUGGCGCGCGCGCGCGAGCCGCGCCUGCGCGUGGCGGCGCUGGCGCUGCUGGCCGCGCCCGCGCCGCCCGACGAGCGCCUGGCGCGCGCCGCCCUGCAGGCCGCGGCGCCCGCGCUGCCCGACGCGUACCUGCGCGCGCUGCUGCACUUCCUGGCCGCGGCCGCCGCGCCCGCGCCCGACUUCGCGCCCGUGCUGGCCGAGACCGGCAUGCGGCUGGAGGACCGCGUGGCCUUCGCCUGCGUGUACCUGUCCGACGCGCGCCUGCACGACUACGUGCUGGCCACCGCCGACCUGCUGCUGCAGCAGGGCGACCUCGCCGGCGUCCUGCUCACCGGCAUCAGCCCCGAGGGCAUAUCGCUAGUGCAGCGCUGGCUGGAGAAGUCGGGCGACGUGCAGUCUGCGGCGCUGCUGGCGGCGCGCUGCUGCCCGCCCGACCUGCUGCGGGACCCACACGUCACCAACUGGCUUGAUAGCUACCGCUCGCUGCUGGACAGCUGGCAGCUGUGGUGGGCCCGGUGCGCACUGGACACGUGGGUGUACGCGGCCCUGGGGGAGGGGGGCGGUGCGGGGGCGGGCGCGGGGGCGGGGGGCAGUGGCCCGGACGCGCGGCGCGUGGGCGUGGCCUGCACGUACUGCGGCAAGUCGGUGGCGGCGGCGGCGUCCGCGCGGCCCCGCCCCGCCUUCGCCCGCCUGCCGCCGCCCGCCGCUAAGAUGAAGCAGACCUCCUCGUGCCCGAACUGCCGCAAGCCCCUCCCCCGCUGCGGCGUGUGCUCCCUGCACUUGGGUACAAGCGCAGUGGGCGGCACGGGGGCGGGCGGGGCGGGGGCGGCGGCGGGGGGCGGAGGGGCGGGCGGGGCCACAGGGGCAGUGGGCGGCGCGCACUUCGCCGGCUGGUUCAGCUGGUGCGUGGCGUGCCGGCACGGGGGACAUGCCGCACAUCUGCUCGACUGGUUCAGCAACCACACGGAGUGUCCGGUGAGCUCGUGCUCGUGCCGCUGCAGUUCCCUCGACCCGCCCGACCGAGACAACAUGGAGAUCUAGCGGGACACACAUACACUCACACGUAGAGUUAACACACGUUUGGAUACAAACACUCAAACACAAAGAGGCACGUAGAUAUAUAGAUAAGUGGACACAAGGCUACACAGAAACUUAGAGGUACAUCGCUAGAACCAAAUGCGAACUGACACAUAGCCACACGGCGACAGACAUACACUGGAUAUACCGCCACGAAUAGACACAGGGUACACCGCCACGAACAGACACAUAGGGUACACCUCCACAAACAGACACAUAGGGUACACCUCCACGAACAGACACAUAGGGUACACCUCCACGAACAGACACAUAGGGUACACCUCCACGAACAGACACAGGGUACACCGCCACGAACAGACACAUUGGGUACACCUCCACGAACAGACACAGGGUACACCGCCACGAACAGACACAUUGGGUACACAGCCACAACCAGAUAAACGAACUCAGAAUUAUUUAUAUAGGCAAAAGACACAUAUUGUGGGUACACUAAACAUUAUUGUCAUUUGUAUAAACCCAAAUGUAUCUGCAUAAUAUCUGAUACGUUAGAAUAACGCAUGUAUAUAUGGUUGUGGUUUUUAGGGUGCAAAUAUUAUAAACAAGUUAAAAUUCUAUUUCGUACUGUAUCGCGCGUCAACUUUCUAUAAGUUAUGUCUUAUAAACUUAAGUGCCCUUAAACUUUGUGUACUCAUCAUAUACUCUGAACAUAACGUUCUAGACAUAAUAAUUUGAAAUAUAUUUAUGCACCUAAUGCGAUCUCUAGCUUAUUCUUAGCUUAACGUUCAUUGUAGAAACAGACUGAUAUGAUUUUAGAUUUUUUAUGCAGAAUUAGAAAUAUUUAGCAUUUGUUAGAACAAUUUGCAAGUUGGCGGUCAACUUUGAAGAUUGAUGUUUAUUUUACUUUAGAAUCACCUCGCCUUUUUGUAUUCUUAGACGUUGUUUCUCUUAAAUAUUGGUGCUUACAGUUUUAAUAUGAAAUCAUGUACAUAAAGAAAUGUUUUUAUGUGUCAAAUGCUUUUAUGAAUAUAUUUUAAGAUUAAAUCGUAUUCUGGAUGAAUACAUUAUGCUAAGCUUAUAUUAUUGCUGUAUUAGAGCAACUUUUGUAAUAUAUUGGUGUAAUUUUAAUAAAAAAGAGGAGGAAGAAAUAAAUAUUUUUGUAUAAUUUCAAUUAUUAUGUAUCAUAAGUUACUGUAAUUGUGUUCAUCUGUUUAGUCAUGUGUGUUAUUUUGUUAUGUUAAAAUAAAUUCAUUUUUCUGAA